AUGCCAUUCUGCGAACUUGAUGAUGGCAUAGUGCCAUGAAUGUGCUUCGUAAUCUUUCGCUGCCUGGAAAUCGUUGGACGCGUUGUAUCGGCACCAGGAGAGAAUUCUGGCAGAAGAUCAACGAGCAGCAUUUGGCCAAGGAACUGCAGGACAUCGCCACUUCGGCUCGUGAAGGCGAAACGGCCGACACAAGCCUAUUCGAUCCCAAGGUCCGGCUGCGGACUACGCGCCGGCCAAGCUUGGCAGCUGCCGAAGCCGUGGCACGAUCUUCGCUUCCCAACGCUGAUGAGGCGGGCUUCGAUGCGAGCCGCAGAACCAAGCCGUGGCUCCACUACGAGAGCCUGCGGGGCCAGACUUAUCCUUCAGGCGGCAGCGCUCCGCGCUACCAGGAUUUGACUCACGAGGAUGCGCAGCGUCUUCAAGAGAUGUACAUGCGCAAGAAGAUGAUGGACCGAAAGCUCCUGUGGCUGAAGCAAGCCGACCUUCCGAACCCGCAGCGGGAUGCCAAGCUCGCCAUGCGGGCGCGGAAGAAGCGAGAAGAGGAGGAGAAGGCCGCCGGGCCAGGUGGAGACAUGUACCCAGUGCCCUUCCAGGACGUGCACCCUGGCAGCCGCAAGCUCCAGAAAAUGGAAGAAUCCGCUCGCCUGGACGAACUGGAGAGCCGCUUCAGGGCUCGCAUCCGCCAGCAGAAGGUGGAGAAUGCACGCAUCGUUAAGGCAAACAAGCCGCAGGUGGGCCACAUGGUUGUGGACCCGAUUCAACGGCACGUGCACCGACGCCUGGUGCGCCAACGCGUGAAAAUCCACCAGGGCCUUGAGACCUUCCUCACGCAGAACUCGGCCCAGCUGCUCUACGAGCACCUGGGCGGCGCCGCCGUGAGCAUCGUGCGGAUCUGCGCCAAGAAGCCCCGGGCCACCCAGGAGAUCCAGUACAGCCUCAGCUCCAACCAUGACCCUGAGUGGGUGCAGCGGCAGCUCAACAUUGCCGCGCCGAAGUUGAGGUCGCAACUGGCCCUGAAGGUCAACUUGGGGCAGACGCCGCGCAUCAAGUUUGUGCCAUACACGCAGUCCCAGGAAGUGCGGCGGAGAUACAUCUGGCAGUUCGCCAAGGCCAUCCAAGAUCGAAUCCCUGUGGGCGGCGGAGGCAAGCGCUUCGACGUUUGAUGGGGA
Molecule: messenger RNA, 1169 nt
Organism: Effrenium voratum
Lineage: Eukaryota; Dinophyceae; Suessiales; Symbiodiniaceae
Source: the annotation of a GenBank genome assembly